UUCCAGGCAAUAGUUAUCUUGUUAAUUAGUUUGGAUCAAAUUUGUGGUAAAAACAGAUUCGUAUGGAACACAAUGAAAGAGUACACCCUACCAGCACAACGUCAUUUUUUCAACAGAUAGUGGCUGCUUCUUCCGGUGCUAUUAUAACCUCGUUAUUAAUGACACCAAUGGAUGUCGUAAAAAUACGUCUGCAACAACAAGCGCAUCCUUUCGUUAAAGGCACCUGCUUCCUGUACUCAAAUGGUUUAAUGGACCAUUUAUGUACAACUUGUGCUGAUGUAAAUUCUAAGGAGCCAUGUGAAUGGUUUGCAAGACCAGGGAAUUUUACAGGAACAACGGAUGCGCUGUUCAAAAUUACGAGAACGGAAGGAAUCCGUUCACUAUGGAGUGGGCUUUCUCCGACGCUAAUUAUGGCUGUACCGGCGACAGUACUUUAUUAUACAGUCUAUGAUAAUAUGUUGUGCUGGUUGAGAGAGAAAUAUAAUCAGAAAUCUUAUUGGAUUCCCUUGGUUGCUGGAUCAUCUGCUCGUCUGGUUGCUUUGACUAUCGUUUCGCCUCUGGAAUUGAUAAGAACAAAAAUGCAAAGUGAACGACUUACAUAUAAAGAUAUCGGGUUGGCUUUUCAGCGGUCCAAAGCAGCUGAAGGAUGGAUUAGUCUGUGGCGUGGUUGGAGUCCCAUGUUAAUGCGUGACAUGCCGUUUUCCGCUGUAUAUUGGUCAGGAUAUGAAUAUUUGAAAGCGAACGCUUUACAGAGAUUUAAUCAACGAGAAACAAAUUUUCUGAUUAGUUUUGUGUGUGGUGCGAUGGCUGGUUCGGUGGCAGCAUUUGUAACAACUCCAUUUGACGUCGUUAAAACUCAUCGUCAGAUUGCCUUAGGAAAGAUACAAAAUACAAAGCAGAUUAAGGAACACAGUAAUGGGAGUAUGAAAAUGAAAGAAAACUAUGGCUGUAAUACGAUCAUAACGGAAAGAUGUGACAUGGAGAUUCGAUCCAGACGCUCUUUUGGUGUUAUGAAAGAACUUUAUGAAAAGAAAGGAUUUAGAGCUCUGUUUGCUGGUGUGGUACCACGUGUAAUGAAAGUUUCGCUUGCUUGUGCUGUAAUGAUAGGCAGUUACGAGUAUUGCAAACUAUUCUUUAAGAAAGUAAACAGUUUGUAAUUAUGUAGGACGGUUUUCGCUAAUUCUUUCAAUUUUUUUUUUAUCACCAACAUUACUUAUACGCAAUUUGUACAAAAUAAUAGUUUUACUUUGUUCAGUAUCAAAUCAGUCAGUUUAAUCACUGAAUGGCGAGCUCAGGUACCAUGCUUGUUUCUCUUUGUUACUUUUUUUCG
Messenger RNA from Loa loa (African eye worm), 1330 nucleotides. RefSeq names its product carrier protein. Gene Ontology annotation, biological process: mitochondrial transmembrane transport. The record is from RefSeq and is a predicted model, not a curated record. NCBI's taxonomy places the organism in Eukaryota, Metazoa, Nematoda, Chromadorea, Rhabditida, Onchocercidae. Bases 63 to 1157 code for a protein of 364 amino acids. The transcript has 8 exons.